Molecule: messenger RNA, 1689 nt
Organism: Colletotrichum orchidophilum
Lineage: Eukaryota; Fungi; Ascomycota; Sordariomycetes; Glomerellales; Glomerellaceae
Exons: 2
Coding region: 1-1689 (562 amino acids)
Biological process (GO): lipid metabolic process
Source: RefSeq, a predicted model, not a curated record
AUGAUGGCGGCCGACAUCACCAUGACUCUGGGUAUUCCAGGCUUCACCGCACCAAUCUUGGCGAACGCCACAAAGCCCAACCUCGCCAACAUCAGCGCUCCCUUCCUUGCCACCAUCGUUCGCGAUAGCUACCGUGCCACCUUCAAAGCUCGAGUCGCCGCCGGCGAAGCACGACCUUUCGUAAUCCCGAACGGCAUAUUUGCCAGUUUCAUCGUCCCCAUUCUUUACUUGACCUUUCCGCAUACAAAAAGGCCAUGGCUCUACAGGGCAAGGUGGCUAGUGCUCGCCUUCAUCGUCAUUUUCAAUAUCGACGUCUUACUAGACACCUCCAGCACCAAUAUGUCCGUGUCUUAUACUAGCGGCCUGUCAGCGUUUUGGGGAAUCCUGUCCAACUUCACCAUGCUGGUGUUCACCGCACCUCAGUUCGACUACGAGAGAGUUGUUCGAAGGAAGGUGACGAGAGCUCUUCCAAGGACUCUCAGCAAAUCCAAAUCGCCCGCGGAUCGCGCAGCCCCAACAAACGGACCCGGACUCAGGAAGCGAGCCGGCGGCAAGAAGAGAAAAGCCGAUCGAGUCACUGCGCCCGAAGUAAACCUCAACGAGUACGAGUACUACUGGCAGGCUUUCCCAGAAAACGGAUCCUUCUCAGAGCGACUGGGCUGGGUCAUUGAUCUCUAUACCAAUUUCAGGGGAGUCGGUUGGACUUGGGCUGUUUCUUCGGUUCCCAGCCCAGCUCCCUCGGAGAAACCCGGUACGGGUGAGCUUGUCAAGAUGGACACUAUCCCGCUAGAAACAUUCGUAGGAUGCCAGACCUACAAAGACGAGAAAGAAUUCUUGCGACGGAAGAUCAUCCCUAUCGCAUCAUUGUAUGUGAUCCUCGACAUCUUCAAGGUUGCCAUCAUGGAAGACCCCUAUUUUUCACUCGGACCUAGCUCGUUGCCCCUUCCUGACCACCUCGCGGCUCUCCCACCAUGGGCCCUAUCCGUGUGGCGGCAUGCCGCCGUACUGGGCGUUCUCUAUACCUCGCUUAUCAUGGUCUUCGCUGUCCAUGACUUAUUCCAGUACUACGUGUUCAGCAAAGUCUUCCCCAUGCGGGGUGAGCUGUGGCAGUACUCAACAGUAUUCGGUUCCUUCACACAAAUCCUGGACAGAGGCCUAGCUGGUUUCUGGGGGGCUUGGUGGCACCAGACCUUCCGACAUACGUUCUCUGCGCCGGUCAGCUGGGCCGUGAACCGUGGUUAUCUCAAAAAGGGGACGCGCAGCACAAAGGUAAUCGGCAUGUCGACUGCCUUCCUUCUCUCGGGUCUACUCCAUAGUGCCGGAAGCGUCAGCGCGAUUCCCGAGACCACGUGGUGGAAGCCGGCGCUCUUCUUCUGGCUGUCGGCGCUGGGAGUUCUCACUCAACAAGCAUUCUGUACAGCCAUGAAGCCUCAGAUUACGAAGAUGCCUCGCGCGCUUAGGAGAGCUGGGAAUCUCAUUUUUGUGUUCGCGUGGCUGCACAUUACUGUCCGGCCGCUGGCGGACGACUUUGCUCAAAGCGGCCUCUGGCUCAUGGAGCCCGUCCCCGUUUCGGUCGUGCGGGCCCUCGGCUUCGGACGCGGAGAGACAUCGUGGUGGAAGCCUGACAUGGAAGCCAUUGGACACUGGCAUGUUGGACAGCAUUGGUGGGAAUCUGGAUUCAGCUACUAG